AUCCUGUGGAGACCACUGCAGACCCUCCCGAGUCCUGUCUGCUCAAAUAACUGUUUUUGACCCUUUCUCUUUCUUUCUCUUCUGACUCAAACACCUCUUUUAACCCUCUGAAAAUACCCGGAUUCUCUCAUUUAUUAACACCCUUCAAUCACCUAUACACACACAACACAAACAUAUAGACACAACAGAAUGGCCUUGCUCCAAUGCCCACUCCACCCUUCUGCUUAUACCCCCCUCAAGUAUCCAAGAUUGCAGCUUCCCAAUUGUUUGCUGUCUGUGUCGAAUAGUUUUGCACAAGUGAAAAAGUCAAAGUCUUUGGUUUUCAAUCAGGCUAGUAAUAUUGGUAGUGAUAAUUCUAGCUCCUCUCCUGUGUCUUUUAGUGAGUUGAUUGAAACAUUGAUUGCUGGUGUGGAUUUAUCGGAAUCUGAAGCGGAGUCUUCUCUUGAUUUUCUGCUGAAUGAUGCUAAUGAGGCGUUGAUCAGUGCUUUUCUUGUUCUUUUGAGAGCCAAAGGAGAGACAUAUGAAGAAGUGGUUGGGCUGGCAAGGGCAAUGAUUAAGCAUUGCCUGAAGGUUGAAGGUUUGAGUGAUGGGGUUGACAUAGUUGGGACAGGCGGGGAUGGUGCAAAUACUGUCAAUAUAUCGACAGGUGCUUCAAUACUUACUGCAGCUUGCGGUGCAAAAGUUGCAAAGCAAGGGAAUAGAUCGAGCUCUUCUGCUUGUGGAAGUGCAGAUGUACUGGAAGAAUUAGGGGUUGUAAUAGACUUGGAACCUGAGGGAGUGAGAAGAUGUGUGAAUGAAGCUGGAAUUGGUUUCAUGAUGUCUCCAAUUUACCAUCCAGCAAUGAAGAUUGUUAGACCUGUGAGGAGCAAGCUGAAAGUGAAGACUGUAUUCAACAUCCUGGGACCAAUGUUAAAUCCUGCACGAGUACCUUUUGCAGUUGUUGGAGUAUACAAGGAAGAGCUUGUCAUGAAAAUGGCAAAAGCACUUCAAAGUUUUGGUAUGAAAAGAGCAUUAGUUGUCCACUCAGAGGGCCUAGAUGAAAUGAGUCCUCUUGGGCCUGGGCUAGUUCUCGAUGUCACCUCAGAUAAGAUUGAGAAGUUUCUGUUUGACCCAUUGGACUUUGGGAUGCCUCGCUGUACACUGGAUAGUUUGCGAGGUGGAGGACCAGAAUACAAUGCAGAGAUUUUAAGGAGAGUUCUAUCUGGUGAAAAGGGCUCGAUAGCUGAUGCAUUUGUGCUUAAUGCAGCAGCAGCGCUCUUGGUCAGUGGACAUGUCAAGUCUCUGGCUGCUGGGGUGGAUCUUGCUCGUGAAACACAAUUAUCAGGCAGGGCUGUAAAAACUUUAGAUUCAUGGAUAGCUGUCUCGAAGAAGGCCAAAGAAGCAGCUUCUGAGUACUGCCUGUCUACUUGAGUAUUACUUGUGCAAAGGCAGAAUGAAAGCAUUGAAUAUAUACCGGAGAAUAUCUCCUUUACAAGAAAUUGAGCUAAUAAUAAACGUGGAGGUUAAUGUGUUUCUAGGGCAAGAUGGAGAAGUGAUCUUUUUAUUUCAUUUUAUAUCCGGAAUUCAAAUUUGUUAGAAACCAAUUUUCAUGAUAGUUGGAAUUUUAAUCUCCAUAAGUUGCGAUAUACUGUUACCUGGCUUGUAUGUCAGUAUGUAUAAUGUUGCCAUAUAUCAAAGAAACUCAUUAUAUGCA
This is a messenger RNA of Daucus carota subsp. sativus, 1693 nucleotides long. RefSeq names its product anthranilate phosphoribosyltransferase, chloroplastic. Gene Ontology annotation, cellular component: cytosol. Gene Ontology annotation, biological process: L-tryptophan biosynthetic process. The coding region runs from base 190 to 1410 and encodes 406 amino acids. The record is from RefSeq and is a predicted model, not a curated record. NCBI's taxonomy places the organism in Eukaryota, Viridiplantae, Streptophyta, Magnoliopsida, Apiales, Apiaceae. Gene Ontology annotation, molecular function: anthranilate phosphoribosyltransferase activity. The transcript has 10 exons.